AACACUUGUCACCGUCUCCCCGGAUACCGCUGGUAUACAUCAAGUGUUCUCAGCUACCUUCUCAUAUUCCGUUCUUUCUUGGUUCUUUUCUUUCCACUCUUUCGGCUACGUCUAUGCCAAGAAAAGCAACCUAAUAACCUCGAGAUACCCCACGGCAAAGGCCGACCAGCUGAUCCUUGCAACGCCGUCCGAACUCCCAUCCAAAGUUCGAGGCCCAGACUUUCAACGACUUGACGAGAUAACUCGACCAUCAUUUGGACUCCAACCUAUCACACCCUAGAAUCUACCUCAACCAUUAAAUACUGCCUCUACCCAUCUACGUAAUAGUAGGCUUAUUCAGGACAAAACCAAACACCUUCGCUCUUUCCACCAUGACAAGAAGCGAAAGCUCCAGUAUCUGUCCGCCAUCAGCCUCAGCCACUCCAGACACCCUUACCGCGCUUCAACUACAUGCCUUGUUCGACAUUCUCACACAUUAUGGGACAUAUUCCGAAGUGGAAUGUUUCAAGAAUCCGGACGCUAUUUCCAAAUAUGGCUAUCCCUUUGCGUCCUCGAUAGAGGGUGCCUCCGAGCCCGUCAUCAAGAAAGAGUCUUCGGUUCCGCUUCUGGCAACCCUGCUGCGCGCCAUUGUCCUUCCGGUGCCAGGAGUUCGCGAUCUUCCAACUGAUUUCUGGCCACUCGAGUUCCAAGGAAUUAUGACCAAAUUUGGGGAAGCAAACCUGUCCGAGAGCUAUGACAAAGGGUCUUUGGGUAGUAGGAAAACCCUGGCCACUGCUGCCUCGGUCAUUCACGAAGCUGUUUCCCGGGGUCUUAUCGGUGGUCUUCCCAAGGGGUCACCCAGGGACCUAAACGGUCACUAUGACAGGUCGAAAGCACAAGACCUUGUGCGCGCUUGGGAAGACGUAUUGCACGAACUCGUCUACGGAAGUCUCGUUGAAACGUUGUUUGAUCGUAUAGCAGAAAAACCCGACAUCGAAGGCCAUUCACUCGCCGUGCAGACUGCUGUGGACUAUAUUAUCCUUCACCUUGCGACGUUCAUGCACCAUGUAUUCGUCCUCUCCCCCGAAGGGUCUUAUCUGUUACAGAUGGUGGCGAGCGUACACAAGAUGGUACCUUAUUCGGCCAUCAAACAAACUUUUCGAAUUGGAAAUGCAGCCAGCAUGAUCAAUGGGAUCACGAAGCUCCUCCUGGCCAAAAUGAGUAUUGGAGGCCUCACUAACUGGCUUGGGCUGACACAAAAUGCGGAUGAUGGCAUGAAUCUCUUACAGAGAAUCAUUUCACUGGUCUUGUCGUGGGACAUGGCAGAGUUCCGGAAGACCGCUGAACGGAUAGAAAAGGCCAAGGGUGGUCCCUCUAAGGUCCAUAUCGCAGUCAUCAAAAAGUACGUCGCCAAGUCGAGGGAAGAGCACUUGAGGAUCCGGAACAUCAGCAUAAAGCGGUCCGAGUCCAUCAUUGCCACCAUCUUCAACCAUUCCCGCCGUGGGCUUGUGGAGUCCCUGUCCAAGGAACAGCACGAGCAAUGUCUGGAAUACCUCUCAACCUUGCUUGCAAUUCGAGACCGGGAUGAGAUCAUCAAGAUUCUGUGCAAGCAAAACCCAGAUCUCUUCACCCAGGCCGUACGGGACUUUAUCGGUAGUUUCGAGCCCAUGAUACGAGCUGUUCACCAGAAUAUUGACCUUCGCGAACACGUCUCUGCAGCAGAAAGCUUCCUAACCGACCUUAUCGAAACAAGCAAGGCGAAGGAUUCUCCUGUGGCGAUCUCCAGCACAUUAACAACAGAAACGACGAUCGAGACCCGCGCUCCUUCCAUAGAGGACUACGUCGGCUUGAUUAGGAGACAUAAACAAUCGGCCUACAACUUUUUCCACCAGGUGGCCAAGAAUUGCCCUGAUAUCAAGGGGGAAUUCCUCGAGUAUUGCAAGAAGACGCUGGCGCAGUUCCGUCAGCAGCCCGAGCAGCAACCACUACCAUCAGCCAUUCCCUCAAGCGACAGUAGCAGCCAAGCAAUCGACACCAAGCUCCGCAAGGGAGCAGCCGGAAGUCUAAGCGCCGAUAUCCAGUCGCUUUUCACCGCCCUCCCUACCCAAGUAAAACCCGACGUCCUCGCAGCAGCAGACGCCCACGCGGCCUACCUCUCCUCCCUCGAAGACCUCUCCCUCAAGCGAAUGCAACACAUCCUCAACGACAUGACCCUCACCGCCCCCACAAUUUCUUCCUUAUCAGAAGCCGCAACAGCAACAACAACAACAAGCUCUUCUCUGAGAGACAAAUUCUCCCUAUCCGCCAGCUCCCCCUUUGGUUCUCGAGCCCCCAGCAGGCGAAACAGCAACAGCAACAACGUCAACAGCAACAAAAAAGCAAGCAUGUGUGGCCCCGGCAUGUUCCUCUCGCGGUGGCAGAGCCUGAUGGACGAGACGCUCAUUACUCCCCAAGUCCCCACAGGCGGCCAGGUGCGGCGCGGCAAGGACGUCAAGGGGGUGAUUGCGCAGGCGAAGACGACGGUGGGCAGCAGCGCCGUGGUGGCUGGUAGUAAUACGGAUGGGAACGGAAAUGGGGCUGCAUGGGACUCGGCGGCGCUGACGAGGUUGGUGGAAAAAGAGGUGCCGGAGCCGCCUGAUGUUCAGGUGGUGGUGAAGAUGAUGGGGAGUGGGUUUGGGGAGGUGGUGGAGAGGAGGAUGUUGGAAAGGAUAGAGGUGGUGAUCUAAUGGAAGGAUGGAUGUGGAUCAUAAGCAUUGAGUUCGGGCGUUGUCAUCACAGUCAAAUCAAAACAUAAUCUCAAGAGUAAUAUUAUCUGUGAAGGAGGGAAAAGACUUGUUUUGUUUUCAUCUAAUCCAUAUCUCUCCAAAGGGGGAAAGUGCCAAUGGGCGUCAUGGCGAAAUAGGAACAAAACCCCCCGGAAACUCCGAAACCCAAAGCUGCCGUUGUUU
Molecule: messenger RNA, 2927 nt
Organism: Neurospora crassa OR74A
Lineage: Eukaryota; Fungi; Ascomycota; Sordariomycetes; Sordariales; Sordariaceae
Exons: 3
Coding region: 372-2705 (777 amino acids)
Molecular function (GO): phosphatidylinositol binding
Source: RefSeq, a predicted model, not a curated record